Messenger RNA from Paraglomus brasilianum, 2304 nucleotides. NCBI's taxonomy places the organism in Eukaryota, Fungi, Glomeromycota, Glomeromycetes, Paraglomerales, Paraglomeraceae. The record is from the annotation of a GenBank genome assembly.
AUGCUCUCGUCCACCAUGCAUAAUUUUAAUACAUAUCCUUCGGUCUUUCUUCUCUCCAUUCUCACUUUCCUCAUUUUCCCCAUCUCUUCUAACUCUCAAACCGAUCCAGCUGGACCACAGAUCAAUUACUGUGUAUUCACCUACAAUAGCAACUUUUACGUAUUUGGUGAUGAGGGCAAUAAUAACCAUCCCUACUUUGUUUACACCAAUACGCCCUUCGAUGUAACAAGUUCCCCAUGGAAUUUUACGCCAGUAGCUAAUGCCACAAAAGUCUUUCGACCAGCAUGUUCCGUUACUUCAGAUGGUAUCUUAUACGUGACUGGCGGAGUAGACAUAGACAAUGGUAAAUACAUCGUCCAAUCGAUUGAUUUGAAAAGCAGUAUUUUGGGCUCUCGGUACACGCGUCAAUGUUUGUCGAAUCAAUGUGAUUUUAAAUCUAUUGUCGUAAAAACGUCAUCGGAAGAAGUGUUGUUUAUCUUUGGAGGGUCUGAGUCGAAUGAUGCGUCUAUUUUAAAUGUAAGGAAUUUGACUUGGGAAACUGUACCUAAUGGGCCUGACGCAUCGUUCAUAGACGUACACGCUAUAACAUCCUUUGAAGAUAACAUCUAUAUCAUAGGUACUCCAACCAAAGACUCUGGCAAGAGCAUAUUAAUAUGGGCGUUUAAUAUUCCGAAAAGGAGCUGGUUUAGCCUAGAUACUACCGUGAAUCUUUUUGCGAAUGACCAGAAUGCGUAUGCAGGGAUUCAGUUGAUUAAUUCGGAUGAUUUGUCAUUCUCAGUGUGGAAGUGGAAUUUGGCUAAUAAUAGCGCAACAUUCCUUGGGACGAACGGGUACCCUUUUGCACAGUUGGCCGAUGUUCUUAUUGUUUAUAACGGUGAUUAUGAUAGCUUAGCCGUAUUCAACAUGACCAAAAAUGCUUGGGUUAUUCAAGUCAACAACGCCACCGGCUCAAAAUCUUUGCCGAAUAUUAUUGGUGCAGUUGGAGUAUUGGUGGUUCUAGUGGGCAUGGGCUUGUUCUUGCAUGGCCGGACCAAAAAUAAGAAAAAGAAUGGGGAGCAGCCGGCAAUAGCGGAAACUGAUGCGGCAUCUGAAAGCAGCAUCGAAACUGGUUCUCAGAGAGACAAUUCAGAGAUUUGUCAACUACCUACACUUGAAGUAUCUGGGCUUCAAAAUGAACAUUAUUCAUUUUUGUCCGAUACUACUAUUAAUAUGAACAGUUCGCUGAUUUAUCAAUCAAAAAUUGAGCAUUGUUCAUUUUUGUCCGACACUACUGUAGUAUCCGACUUCUCAACAUCUCCGACUUCACAUCGUACAGUGAAACUAAACUCUACUCCCCCUCCUCCAUCGUCACGUAUAAGCGAACUCUAUACUCAAUAUAAAGUGACAACUAUUACAUUCACUGCUUCUCCAUCAGCCCAAUCGGAUGCAAUUAUAUUCAACAAGUACAAACUCAGCGGCGGGAUGCCAACGUACGAUGUCAAGAAUUCUGAUCGUAACUCUGUUCGUCGUGCAGAGGAUGAGACUAUGCAUGAAAAUGUUGCGGUAAAGUUUUUCUCAAACAAAGAUUCAUUCGAGCGUGAGGUUGUCAUGUUGAAGCAUCUUCGAUCGGAAUUUGUUUGUGCAUUGCGCGACGUAUUUGACAUUUCCAAUUGGAAAUAUGCUAUGGUCAUGGACUAUUAUCCUAUGAGCUUGGAUAACUUUAUCAUUAGUAGAACCGGAACCACGGAUAAAUUAUACGUGAAGAUAGUGGUGAAAUCGUUAGCACAAGCAAUCAGUUAUGUUCAUAGUCACGAAAUAGUGCAUCUGGAUAUUAAGCCGGGAAACUUUGUCCACGAGGUUGGAGAUGUGAACAAGUGGAGAUUGAUUGAUUUUGAGGCGGCGAGGGUCAAUGGAGAAGAAGAUGUUGAUAGCAGCACAUUAAGAUAUGCUUCGCCUGAAAUAAUCAAUGCGGCUACAUUGCAUACUAGCAUCAAAGCAGAUACAUCGAUGGAUAUGUGGUCGUUAGGGUGUACAAUGUACGAAGUAUAUACUGGAAGCCCUCUCUUCCCAAAUGAACAAGAGGCUAAUGAUAAAUUAUUUGAAGCAUAUGAUACAAAGCACUUGGAAUUGCCUCUUGAUAAUGUAGAGGAUAUUCAAGCAAGGCAUGUACUCGAGAAGUUGUUAGUCAUUAACCCUAUGAAGAGAGCUUCAGUUGGGGAAAUUUUAAGAGGAGCAUAUUUUCAUGGUGGUGCUGAUAGUAUUCAGAUAUACAAUCUGCAGUCAGAAUCCGAGAAAAUCAUUAACAUCCUAAACCAGAGGUCGUGA